AUGGCUCCCAAGAGCCAGGCUGGAAGUGAGCUGUCCUUGCCUUCGGCGGAAGGGUCGGAGGAUUGGAAGUCGCCCUCAUUUCGAGGGUGCCGGUGGUGCCGGCGGUCGAGGAGCUUCCCUAACCCCUACCACAGUCUCUUUCCGGAUCGUCCUUUCCUCGCGUUCAAAAGCGAAAGACAUUGCGAGUGCAACACAUGCACCUGCAUCAAUCGCUCGAAUCGCCCGGACAUCAAGACAAAGGAGCAGAAGGACAAGCUUCAGAAGGAGAUGACAGAAGACGACACGAAGCACUCCGAGCACAUGCAGAUGGUGAACAACUACGAGGCCCAGCAUCUUGCGAACAUGACCAAGAAGAGGAAGCGUGGUAUUUACGUGAAUCCGGAGAUGGAUGAAACCCCCAAGCAGAUCAAACUUGGGAGUGAAAGCUCCUUGGAGUUUCGCCAGGUGCUGGGGGUGCUGUGGCCCAAGCAGCUUUUCGAGGAGGCAACUGGGACGAAAGUCAGGGAGAGCGACCUUACUGUCAUCGAGGAAGGCAGCAAGGUGCUCAGAGGCGUUCUUCGCCCCAGAUCCGAGGGCUGCCCCGAGGGCUGCACAGAGGUGACCAACAUCCAUCGCAGCUUCGCCGCCCAAGUGACGACAGCUGCGGACUCGGAGACCGCCAUCGGGAAGGACCAGCUCGAAAAGACUUGGGCGGAGGCGCGCAAUGCCCAGGAGUUAGCCACGAAGGAGACCGAAGUGGAUGGCCAGAAGCAUCUCCAGCUCACGGGUGGCCUCAAGCGUCCAGCCUCCCGUGACGAGUGGGAUGACAUGUUCGACUUUGGGCCGCAUGUUGUUGGAGGCCCUGCGCCUGAGGAGCCCAUCCCCCCAAGAAAGGGCAAGGGCAAGGGCAAGACCCGUGGCGGUGGAAAAGGCGGCAACAAGGGAAGAGGCAGAGGCGAGAGAGCGGACGGUGAAGUGCCGCCGCCUCCCGCCACCAACAAGGCGGACAUCAAACUCACCAAGGAGUUGCAGAUUUCCGAGAAGGUGAUGCUGGAUGCCCAGCAUCUUCUCCAGAACCUGUCGACUGGAGAGAAUUUGACAGGGGUGAAGACGAAGGCACUCACCAACAUUCAGAGCAAGAUCUCUGCGAGAUUGUCGGCUUCGUUGGUGGCGCUUUACACGCAAGGCUACGACCCCAGCCAGAACGCGGUUGAGACCCCGGGGAUGAAGACGCUUGAGAACCUUCGAGCGCUACAACGGCAGCUGCAGCAGGUCGAAGGUCUUGUGAAAGCAAUCAACGAUGACGAAGCUACGGGCGACAGCAUCUGGAAAGCAGGACAAGAUGCGAAGUCUGCUGACUUCGAGCCGUCGAAGCAACUUGGAGAGUUCGCUUUGCAGAGAGAAGUGGACCGGGCAGCGAAAAGCCAGAACUUCGAACGUCUUUUGGAGCUCCUGAAGUGUGAGCCCGCCGUGGCUGACGACCCCACCGCCUUCAACGCAAGCCUUUUGGCCGAAGACAAGCGAAGCACUUUUAUGAACCGCGAAGUCAUGAGGCUCUUGGCGGAGUUGCUUCGCCACGACAACAAAUGUGCAGAAGUUGCCAAGCUCGUGACCGUGGUUGUGGGCUCAAAGUUGCUGGAGCAGGACUCCCCCCUGCUGGCAGAGCUGAAGUUGCUGCAGACACUCUUGUCUGCGAGCGAUGCUUCGGUCCCAGCGGAUGAUAUCCAAACGGCUUUGGCCAGGCUGCAGGGUGAUAAGAGCUUGAAGCUUCACAAAGUAGUCAACAACUUUGCAACCGGACUGCAGACCAUCAGUGAUGCCGCGAAGGCCUUGAAAAGUCGGGCCUCUGAUGCAGCGCUGCAAGUCAGGCUAGGCAAGCUGGUGACGGAGGUUGAAAAGCCGGUCGACAACAUCACUGAGGUUGCCGCGAUCAACAACUUCCGGGAGCUCAUGUCAGAGAACAAGCAGAUCAAGUCCGCUGCAACUCAGGACUUCCUGAAGCAGAACGUCGAUAAGUUGCAGAAAAUCUCCGAGACUAUGAAGGCCUGGACAACGAAGAUCCGGGCCUCGAUGGAUGAUGCCACAAGUAAGCUUUUCAAGUCGUGCUUUGAGAAGAUGGUGGAGGCCGGCUCGGCCAGCCCAGAUGCAGAUGUUGCCGCCCAGACGAUCAAGGAGUUCAAGGACUUUGUGGACGCCGGCUGCCAGAACACUCUGGAGGACAGCUUCGUUGUCAUGGAUGGCCUCAUGGAGACCCAGGAGGACUACGAGAAGUACAAGUCCGUGCAGGAGUCCUUGCAGCAACAUCUUCAGGCGAUGAAAGCUACCGUCGAGACCAUGAUCCACGGUGAUGGAAGUUGGCUCUACCAAGACAGCCAGCCAAAUGGAAUGCUGCAAGUUCUUGCAUUGGUUUGCAAGCCCCAGCCGGUGCUGGAGCGAUUCGAAGGUUUCUCGGCUUGGAAAUCCUAUGCCCAGGGCAGAUUGGACUACAUGACCGAGGAUGCCCUGGUGAAGACCUUGCAACCCCUCAUGAAAAGCACGACAGCAAAGAAGGUGCUGCGGCAGAUCAUUGAGAUGGCGUUGGGCUGUGGUUCUGAAGCCAUGGAUCUUUCUGCUGCUGGCACCAGUGAGGACAUGAUGAAGUCCAUCGCCGAUGCGAUGAAGACCUGUGAGCAUAUCCUCGGGAAUGUGAAGGACAUACCGUCCUACCUUGGAAGAAAGGUCGAACAUGUGGCAGACAUUUUCCAGGGGGAUGGCGCCGAAGUUUCUGGAGCCUCAGGAGGUGGCAUGCCGCCAUUGUGGAUAUUGUGCUGCCUGCCAAAGGCUUUGGGAAUCAUCCUCAAUGCCAAGAGCUUGAAAGGCUGGUGUCCCUAG
Messenger RNA from Symbiodinium necroappetens, 2850 nucleotides. The record is from the annotation of a GenBank genome assembly. Lineage: Eukaryota; Dinophyceae; Suessiales; Symbiodiniaceae.